Molecule: messenger RNA, 1045 nt
Organism: Xyrauchen texanus (razorback sucker)
Lineage: Eukaryota; Metazoa; Chordata; Actinopteri; Cypriniformes; Catostomidae
Product: leukocyte elastase inhibitor-like
Exons: 6
Coding region: 98-1030 (310 amino acids)
Biological process (GO): negative regulation of endopeptidase activity
Molecular function (GO): serine-type endopeptidase inhibitor activity
Source: RefSeq, a predicted model, not a curated record
GUAUAUGUGUGUGUGGGUGUGUCUGCUCAUAGUCUCUCUGUAUCUUCGGCGAUAGAUUCAUUCGUCUGAUCUCCUCCAGCUGUCGCGCUACAACAUAAUGGAGUCUCUCUCUACAGCAAACUCGCAGUUCUGUCUCAGUCUGUUCCCGCAGAUCAGUGCACGAAACCCCGCAGGAAAUGUGUUUUUUUCUCCUGUCAGUGUUUCUGCUGCUCUGUCGAUGCUGUCUCUCGGAGCAUCCGGUAAUACAGCGGCUCAGAUGAAGCAGACUUUGCAUUUUGCAGAUGCAGAGGGUGAAAUCCACGUUGGGUUCAAGAAGUUUAUGAGUGAGCUGAACAAAGCAGAAGCUCUGUACGCUUUGAGUCUCGCCAAUCGCCUCUAUGGAGAGAAAUCUUACCAGUUUGUUGAGAAAUUCCUUCUUGAUACAAAAAGCCUGUAUGAGGCCGGACUGGAGACCGUUGACUUCAUCCAGAAUGCAGAAGCAGCACGUGUGGACAUCAACAGCUGGGUGGAGAAACAAACACAAGAGAAGAUCAAGGAUCUGCUGGCUGAAGGAGACGUUAAUGCGCUGACGAGAAUGGUGCUGGUGAACGCCAUCUACUUCAAGGGAAACUGGGAGAGAAAAUUCAGUGUAGAAAGCACCAAAGAGGAGCAGUUCAGGUUGAACAAGAAUGAAAUGAAGCCUGUUCAGAUGAUGCAUCAGAAGGCAAAGUUUCCUCUGGCCUUCAUCCCGGAACUGAACUGUCAGGUUCUGGAGCUGCCGUACGUUGGGAAUGAUCUCAGUAUGUUGAUCAUGCUUCCAAACGAGAUGGAGGACGACAGCACUGGCCUUCAGAGGGUGAGACAGCAGACGUUUAUGUCAUUAAUUAUUGAUAUGGAGUGGUGGUGGUGUAAUGGUCUAAGCACCAUAACUGGUAAACUGGUAAUCAGAAGGAAACUGGUUCAAGCCCCACAGCCACCACCACCAUUGUGUCCAAGGCACUUAACUCCAGGUUGCUCCAGGGUGAUUGUCCCUGUAAUAAGGGCUCUGUAAGUCGCUUUGGAUAAA